AUGGAUGUUUUGGGCGGCUGGGGACAGCAAAUCUGGCUGCAGUGCACAGCCCAGACAGUAGCAGACUUCACAACCUUCACAGAGGUCCAGGCUCCGGCUCCUUUGUGGCUGAAUUUGCAUGAAGCCACGGCCACCACGAUGAGGGCAAAGUAUCGCCUUGGUUACAUCAUUGAUGAGACAGCGACGUGCGAUUGCGCGACCUUGUCAUUGGAGCUGCGGUCAGAUGACUCGGACGUCACAACCUAUGACAGCUCUUUCAGCUAUCGCCAGGACCAGGUGGCGCGCCUCGGUGAUCGGGCGAGGCCCGAGACAACCGAAGAAGAUCGACGAAGAUUUCAGCAAAGUCCUUUCAUGCAGCGAAUGCGGGAGAUUGAUGAGAAAGCUUGGCAGCAGUUCAGCGAGCGGGACAAGAAGCGAUCUCAAACAGACCCCAGCUUCACCCCCAAAGAUACAGACUUCGAAGCGCCAAAGUCUUUCAAGUAUGACAAGACAGUGAACUACUACAAGACCCUCGGAGUUGAGGAGUAUGCAACCAAUGAUGAGAUCAAGAAGGCGUACCGAAAGCUUUCGCUGAACUACCAUCCUGACAAGCAGACUAACAAGUCCCAGGAGGAAAAGGACGAAGCCGCAACAAUCUUCAUGGAAAUCAAGAACGCGUACAAGCUUCUUGCUGACGAUCCAACACGACGUCAGUACGAUUUUGAGCGUGAUCGCGAUCUCGUCAGUGCACAGAGUCAUGGAAAGAAACCUCAAGAAAAGAACGGUUUUGAUGCCGGAGAGGCGCUGCAAAGAAUGCUGCAAAAGGCCAAGGAGAACAAGAAGCUCCCGAGUGAGAUCAUCACGGUGCCAGUGCACUGUAGGAUUGAGAAGUUUGUCUUCGGGGGCCAGAAGACACUGAAGCGCAGCAGACUGGUCAAGGACAAAAGCUACGGAGGCUUCAACGAGGAGGUGAAGACCUUUCGAAUUGAUGUCCCAGCUGGUGUUGAGCAACCCUGGAGCGUUGACUUCAGGAGGCAAGGCGACCAGCAUGAGGGCAGAGAAGCGGACACGAUUCGUUUUCUGUUCUCUGCAAAGCCACAUCUCUGGCUGGAUCGAGAUGGUCAGGACAUUAAGCUGAGGGAGGCCAUCCAGCUGGGCUCGGAGAUGCGAUCUGAGGCAUACAUGUCUGCCUCCAUCUCGCCUUUCGCAGGCCGCCACAUUUUCCUAUGGGGCCGGAAUCCUUUCCAUGGCUCAACAGCGGUGGCUGAAGAAGGCCAGGUGUCCGUACAGCUGCAGGGUCUGGGCCUGGGAACCGGGGCUUUGGCUUUAGUGCUGAAGCUGGGCCUCGGGCAAAGGGCCGACAGCCACCAGCUGCAUGUGCCCCCAGGGCCGCCGGCUGGCAGGCAACAGUUCAUGGAACGCUUUGGUUUGGCUCCUUCCGGUGGCUUCAGUGCACCUGCUCCAGGUGCUGGGAGCAUGUUGUGGACUUUACUGGAGCGACGUCAAUGCCGACGAGAGAUGCAGGAGAAGCCCACGGCUGAUAUCACGCUCAGGCAAUUGGGACAACCUGUCCGACUAUUCACAAAGCCGCCCAGUACUCUGACAUUUCUGGCCAGCACAGCUCCAAAGUAUGAGCUUUUCGCAGUCAGUCUCGACUGCCCAGCAUGUGGCAAGAAGAAGGCUUCUGCCGAUUGGGAUAGACUCAAAGCACGUCUGACCACUGUGCUGCAAGAGACAGCAUUUAUUCUUCUUGAGCAGGCGCGGAAAUCGCGCCCUCGGUCUCUCCUAGCAAAGCCGACUUUUGAUGACAGGAUUGCACUUGCAAGAGGAGACCGCCCCAUGCCGUGGAAGAGCAUUGGUGACCAGGCUUUCAAGCAAGGCAGUUACUGGAUUGCGUGUGCGGUGUAUGCCAAGCGUCUUGAUGAGCUACGGGUCGUCAUCCGUGUGCAGACAGAGAACGGCGAAGAGGGGGAAGAAGAGGAGGUGAUUGACGUAAGCGGACAGCGUGGCCCGGACCUAGUGCCAGAGGCUGCGAAGGUGCUUUCCAAUCGUGCAGCCUGCCUCAUCAAGGUGCAUGACUACCUUGCUGCUGUGGCUCACGCACGGAAGGCCACAGAGCUGGCACCACGAUGGGCCCGAGCCUGGAGCCGCCUGGGACAGGCGGCCUGGGAGCUUGGGGAUCAUUUCCGAGCUGAGGCGGCCCAGGCCUACGCGAAGUCAGUCGAGAUGGAUCCACUGCCCUCCACAGUUCAGGCAUUGCAGAGCAGCGUCUUGCAGCUGCAUGGGCCCAACCCAGAUGCAGCGCAUGCAGCCAAGGAGAAAGGAAACGAGGCCAUCCGCACUGGUCAAAUUGGGUUGGGCAUUGCUCUCUAUACUCAAGGCAUUGCACAGCUGCCGCCACCCGGGUCGGAUGAGCCUGACCGUCCGGAUGCUCAUGCGCUGCUUCGGGGGGUGCUUUUCACCAACCGGUCAGGAGCAUUCUCACGAGUUCGCAGCUGGGACGCAGCAGUUUUGGAUGCCAAGGAAGCUGUGGCGGCGCAACCUGGCCUGUCCAGUGCCCACUCCCAGCUCGGAGUUGCCUUGCUUGGCAGCGGCUUCCACCAGGAAGCUUAUAUACAGUUUGCCAAGGGCGUGCAGCUGAACUCAGAGCACAAGCCCUCCAUCAAAGGCCGGAACACCUGCCUCAAGGAGAUGUUAGCCUGGAAGUCAGCAUCUGCAACAGCACGGUACCAGAACCGAUUCUGGUUGGACCUGCGAAGGACCAAGGGAUCCACAAGGAUUUUUGCGAUUUCCGAUCUGCACUUUGACCAAAAAUGCAACGAAGAUUGGGCCCAUGCAAUUGACGACAUAGCUUUUCUGGACGAUGUCCUCAUUGUUGCUGGGAAUGUUGCCGACACCAAGGUUGGCAUGGUAAGGGCUCUCACAACACUCAAAUCCAAGUUUCGCAGGGUCUUCUACACCGUUGGAAACCACGAAAUGCAAAUCAGCAGUUCUGAGUUUGCGAAGUACCCAGACUCCAUUGCGAAGCUUUCUGAGAUUUUUACUGCAUGCGACGAGUUGGGCAUUGACGUUUUUCCCGCCCCAGUAUGUGAGGGUGUUCUGGUCGUACCGCUACUUUCGUGGUGCAGUGCCGAGUUUGAUCACGAGGAUCCAUUUCCAGAUCCCAACUCCAACUUCAAUCGCCGCUGCUCGUGGCCAAUGGAUCCGGACUUGCAGGUCUGGAAGUACAUGAUGAAGCUGAAUGAAUCCUUCCUUAGCUUCCAGGGUUACGACACUGUGAUCACGUUCUCCCACUUCCUCCCACGACAGGGGCUGCCGUUUGACAAGACAAGGAAAAAUGCUGUCAAAGCGGUUGGGUGCGACAUGAUUGAUGAGCAGGCUCGUGCGCUCAAGAGUAAGCUGCAUGUCUACGGGCACGGACGUGUGAGAUACGCACAAAUGCAUUCCGGUGUGCGGUAUGUGAGCCCGCCAAUCGGGUUCGAAGCAGACUGGCCAAAGGAUCAUGCUCCACGCCUCAUGCUGGUGCACAAUGGAAAGAGCCUGUGCAUGCAGGAAUGGGGUGCUGAUGAUGAGCCUCCCCUUGGCUAUGUCAAGCGCCUUUUGAACUUGACUUUCUACACGAUGCCUGGCUUGCGUGAGAGCGAGCUGCGAAAAUUCCAGAACACCACGGCGAGGCACAACACGUUUCCUGGGAUUUCUUGCUCGUUUGAUCGCUUGGGCAGUAAGAACCAAGACAAGGAUGCACUAUCAAAGGAUGCCUUUCCAGACAUGGGUCAGUUGAGCAAGGAUGCAACACAUGUGAUGAUCACGGUGGCCGACCGUUUAGAAAAUCUGAAGGAAUUCUUCAAGAGUGAUGCGUUUGCAAAGGACUGGGUAGCAGCAGUGUCCCCUCAUGCUCGUUACACGGUGUCCUUCACCAGCCCGCUUGGCUUGGAUCUUGUGCAUGCAAAGAAGCGGGAUCCAACACUGGUUGUUUAUGGCUUGCGUUUAAGCGAUACCGUCAAGGAAGAUGGCGAUGAGUAUGGGAAGAUGCAGAAGGCAGUCGAAGCCAUCAACAAGCUCCCAGGCAUUGACGGCAAGAUUGCAGUGUCCUUGCAUCCCAUGGGCUUUGGGCGCUUCUCGCAUAGUGAGCUUUUGGAAGAACUCGGUGAGCGAAAUGACAAGAGUUGCGGCCUCACUCAUUGCUUCACCGUGCUUGUGGAUGAUCCUUCGAGCUACAAGAUGCUGGCUCAGAGCAAAACCUUCGCCAAGUGGAAGGCUUCCUACGAGCCUUACCUCAAUGGUCGUAGUCCGAGUGUGAUGGCUUUUGCACUGCCGCUGGACAUUGCGGCAACAGCCGCAGCGCCCAAACCUCCCAAAGGGACAAAGGGCAGCAAUGGUUUUUCCAAGUCCAAGUGA
This is a messenger RNA of Symbiodinium pilosum, 4377 nucleotides long. The record is from the annotation of a GenBank genome assembly. NCBI's taxonomy places the organism in Eukaryota, Dinophyceae, Suessiales, Symbiodiniaceae.